ACAUUUGUUUACGACAAAAUUUGUGUGAAAAAGACAUCUACUUAGUUGGAUUGAAAAUUAGUUUAUAAGAAAUUUAAAAAAGAAAGAAAAAAAGCAAAAAAGUGUUAUAAAAGGCAUAAGAAAUAUUGCUAUAGUUUAAUAUUAUAUAUAUUUAAAAAUGUCGUUUAUCUAAAUGUUUUUAUAAAAAUGAUUUGAGUGCAAUGUGGAAUUGUACUAAAAACACUUAUAAUACAAAUAAAGUUUGUCCAGAGAAUGGAGAAGCAAAAAUAAAACAAUUUUCUAAAGUAAAUGGAUGGACAUGUCCACUACAUCCUUUUCAAAUCCUUGGUUGGUUUUUCAUUAUACUGUUUGCAGUAACUCACUUUUCUAUACUCGUUUAUUAUCUUCCACUUGAAUGGAUCUCUGCUGGAAUAAUUAUUCCAGCAAGUGGUUAUGUGAUACACAUUUUUUAUCAUCUCUUCGCUGUAACUCUUGACCCUGCUGAUCCAGCUGUAAGAGGAAAAACGACUAAAAAACCUGCUUUUGAUCGAAAAAAACAUUCUCGUGUUAUAGAAAAUUGUUACUGCUAUAUUUGUGAGGCACAUGUUUCUUCAACAACAAAACAUUGUUCUGUUUGUAAUAAAUGUGUGUCAGAUUUUGACCAUCACUGCAAGUGGCUGAAUAAUUGCAUUGGUGGAAGGAAUUACAAAUUGUUUUUGGGCAGUUGCAUUUCAGGAUUUUUAACAGCUUUAUCCAUGUUUAUUAUUGACUUCUAUUUGAUGAUUGUCUACUAUACAGCAAGAUCUGAUAUUUUUAUUCAUUCCGCAAUGAAGAAUUGGAAAUUAUAUUUUUCAACAUGCAAAGAAGCCUAUAUUAUUUUUGUUAUAGUCAAUGGUCUACUUCUUUUAAUUGCAAUAGGCUUACUUGGUCAUUUGAUUGUUUUUCAUUUUUAUUUACUUUUUAAAGAUUUAUCCACCUAUGAAUAUAUUGUAAAUGCAAGACAAAGUUUUGGAGCAAAAACAGAAAAAGAAUCAGAUAAUAAAAAUGUUAUGGAAGAUGAUUUCAUUGAACGUGAGGCACCUGUUGUAAUGAAGGAUACAUUUUUUGAAGUUGAUAAGAAAAGUAAUUAUGAAAUGCUUCAUAUAAGUAACGGUACUGCUGGUAGAUCGAGGGAUGCUGGGGAUGGACAAUCCCCCUCUGAUUCACAUGGACCUAGUGAUAUGUUUAAUAAUAGUGGCAAUGCUCGUGUAUCUCCAGACCUUGAAAAUGAAGUCUUAAAUACAAGUGCCACACGCUUAAUUGAAAGUCCAUCACCUUCUGUUCGUUUUGAAAUGUUAGCUGAAACGAAAAAAAAGCGACGUAGUAAAGAACGAUCAAUUAGUAAAGUAGAACUAAUGAAUUCUGAUUCUGCAAGUGGCGAAGAAAGUCCUCGCACAUCAUUUAGAAAUUCUUAUGAUGGUGAGGUUGUAAGAUACAGUAAUAACAAAGAUUUAACUAUUUUAGAAGAUUUUAAAUCUCCACAAAUGGGUAGACCAAAUACUAUGUCUAACCCUACCCGAUUAAAAGAAGAAUCAUCUUAUGAUGUAAUGUAUAUUGAAAAUGAAUCUGUCGGAUCCCGACCGAAAUCUCCUUCUCCAAAACAAAGCCAAACAGUUUUUAUUGAGCAGAAGCAGAAUGCUUACUUUAAUGCUAAAUCAUCACAAAGUUCUCUUUCAACUGUUCAUUUGCAUGAUCUUAAUGAAAUCAGUCGAUUUGUUUCGCCUCAAGUUUUUAACACUUCUCGGUUAACACCUAUGAAAGAAGCUUCUAUCGAUAGUAUACAUUCAGCUCCCUUUAGUGUUGCAGAAAAUAAUUUAGUAUCACCUUUAUGUAGUACUGGAGGUUCUGUACAAGAAACAUCUGUAGUUACAAAUGAGCGAAUAGUAUCUCCUUUGGCAAGUGUAUCUAAGCAAGCAAAACAGGAUUCAGCAGUUGUAACAACUACACAAGCAUCACUUCCAAAUGCUGUGGAGUCUCAAAACGAUUUUAUUAUUAACAUUACUGCAGAUGCAGAUGCUAUUAAGUCACAUAAAGACCAUGUUUAUACAACUGAGGAAAGUAGACUAGUUCCUUUAAAAGAUUCAUCUUUAGAAAUUACACAAUAUAGUAUGGCCUCUGCUGGAAGCAAUACUAAAUCAAUUUCUUUGCCUGCAGAGAUUAAUCAAAAACCCAAAGACAAUGUUUUAUUUAAUUCUUUUAACGUAAAUCCCGAUAUUGAUCAGUAUAAAGCGAACAAUAAUACAAUAAAUAAAAGUGCAUUAAAUAUAAAUUCAGAAGAUGAGAGCCUCAUAUUUGAAGAUGAGUUUGGAGACACAAACGAAGGUCUUUUACAAAUACAAAAGCUAGAACCGGUCAAAGAAGAAAAAGCUAGUAAUCAUUUGAGUGAUAACAGCGAGAAAAUUGCAGAAUAUGCUUCCGCCUUUAAAUCCAAAAAAAAGACAUCCAGUAUAUAUUCAUAUGGAUCGGAUUCAGGAUUAUCUGAAAAUGAGGUUUCAUUAGCAAAAAUAGACGAAAAUUUUUCCACUCACACAUUGACUGAUACAUUAAAUAGAGUUCGCAAGCUCAGUGAUGCAUUUCCAAAUGUGGUUGAUCAAGACAAAAAACGUUCAUUACCUCAUCCUCAUUUAACAACAACCAAUUCCCUUUCAGAAAUAUCUGUUGUUGAAUAUAGUAAGAAAAAAAAGUUGAAAAAGAAACGCUUACUAGGUAAUGAUAAAAAAGAUCUACCUCCUCUUAGAGGUAGAAGGCCUUUGGCCGAGGUAGAGGAAGAAGGUGUCGACCGAGAUGGUGUAUGAUUUUAUUUUUAUAGGGUUUAAAUUAUAAUUUAUUUUUUAAAAAGAUGUAUAUAAGGUGUUUAAUAUGAAAAUAUUGAUUUUAUUUAA
Messenger RNA from Hydra vulgaris (swiftwater hydra), 2900 nucleotides. The record is from RefSeq and is a predicted model, not a curated record. NCBI's taxonomy places the organism in Eukaryota, Metazoa, Cnidaria, Hydrozoa, Anthoathecata, Hydridae.